AUGUCUGCCGAAACCGAGAACCGUCCGCACUCUCCCGACGCCGCUCCGUCGCAUGCCAUCGGCGCAAAGCCUGAGCCGGUCCGCGCUCUCUCGGCGGCUUCCACCACAUCCCGGGGAUCCAGCACCGAUGCCAACUCCCGAGACUCGCUGGGCAGCGAGCUGUCCUCUCGAAUGUCCAACUCGUCUCGCAUGUCCACCAUGUCGAUGCAGUCCGUGUCCGGGAGGUCGUCUUCCAGGACCCGACGCCGGGGCUUCAUGCGGCCUCAAGGCACCGACUUUGCGAAAAGUGCAAAGUCCCGCGAGAGCGUGAUGAACCUAGGCAGCAUUGCACACCUGCAAUACUACUUUGCCCGAACAGGCCUGCUUGAUGGCAAAGGCGGGCAACUAGCCCGUAAGAAGCAGCCACGAGCGACACUUGAUCUGGCAGUCUUGGAGGGCACAGCACCUAUGAUGGUACCGACACCCACGUCUGGGGGAUUCGACGUGGACCCCUCUUUUGUUUCCAUGGGCAGCAGCCCAGACUUCUCUGGACAAGGCUUCAUCACUGACAAUGUCAUGGAAUCUCCCACGGGACUGGGCGAGAUGGACGACUUUUCCGACGACUUCGAGGAGGACCCUGACGUUCUCCCACCCACAGUCAGCACAUACAACCACAGGCAAAAGGUCGUUCCCAAGCCUCCAACGGUAGCGGAGCUAAAGGCAGAGCUAGAGACGGCGCUGCGAGAUGCGCUCAAGGUCCUCAAGGAAGCAAAAGCCCAAAAAGCAGGGUCACUUCAUGCGGCUACCGAUGCGCCUCAGAUCAACAUGCCUGCAGAAAACACCCAGAGCUGGUACGAGCUACAAGGCAUGAAUAUCCUCGACUUCCUGACCCUGGCCAUCCGCGCCGCCAAGAACUUCUAUACAGCCCACGAACUGCCUGACCGGUUGGACUCGAUCAAGUCGGAAAAACAGAUCCGGACAGAUCUUUUGGGCGUAAUGGAGGUGCUGAAGCAGAUGGCCAUCAGAAACUUCAAGGACGGCAUGAAAAACGAAGAGAUUGACACCAUGAUUGCCUGGAUCAACAGUGUUUUUGACAUCCUCAAGAAGGAGGCGGCCAUCGAAGCAACGGAACAGGCCGAGCGACAGAGCUGGUCGUGGAUGACGGGCGACUGGACAGGCAAAGAGCUGGAGCGUGAACGACUAUUCCUUCUUUCCAUGGACCCCGACGACGAACCGCUGCCCGAGUGGACGCCGGCUUCCGGCGCCGCUGAACAACCGACACCGUUCCUAGAAGCCAUGCAAAACGGACUUAGACUUGUGAGGCUGCACAACGCCGCAGUCAAGAAAUCCAGGAGGCGAUUCGGAGCGAUCCCAACCUUCCACGUCGACACGCAGAAGCCAUACCGAAGCGCCGACAACCUCCGAUACUGGGCCAAGGCUGCCGAGCUGCGCUUCGAGUGCAAGAUCUCCAUCGACGCUCUGGGCAUUGUAUACAACAAUGGCCCCCAAGUCUGGCUAGAUUUUGAAGCGGCCAUCCUAAAGUGGUGCGCGCAUGUGAGGGAAGAAAUUACAAACGAGUUGGUCUAA
This is a messenger RNA of Trichoderma gamsii, 1566 nucleotides long. RefSeq lists its product as hypothetical. NCBI's taxonomy places the organism in Eukaryota, Fungi, Ascomycota, Sordariomycetes, Hypocreales, Hypocreaceae. The transcript has a single exon. The record is from RefSeq and is a predicted model, not a curated record. The coding region runs from base 1 to 1566 and encodes 521 amino acids.